Epinephelus lanceolatus (giant grouper) is the source of this 3182-nucleotide messenger RNA. It is a transcript of the gene mta3, whose product is annotated as metastasis associated 1 family, member 3. Lineage: Eukaryota; Metazoa; Chordata; Actinopteri; Perciformes; Serranidae. Gene Ontology annotation, molecular function: sequence-specific DNA binding; transcription corepressor activity; histone deacetylase binding. Gene Ontology annotation, cellular component: nucleoplasm; NuRD complex. Gene Ontology annotation, biological process: negative regulation of transcription by RNA polymerase II. The record is from RefSeq and is a predicted model, not a curated record.
CCCCUCUCGACGUCACCAGUCAGUGGUUUUUCGGGUUGAUCCGACUUCUUUUGGCUGCCGUGAGUUCACUGUAUUGUAAAGGGUACUGAGAAUCUAGGAGGAGGAGGGGGGGGUCGAUUUGCCAAAAAUUCUCCCGCUUGGGUUCACAUCCGGAGUCCGGACGACCAUAAUUUAACGCACCUCUUACCUUUUAAGAAACUGAGUUUUAUUGUUUUUAUUAAUUUAUUCUAUUUGUCUUAGUUUAUGGUUUACGUUAACACUCCGGGAGGGCAGAAAUGGCGGCCAACAUGUACCGGGUCGGAGAUUAUGUAUUCUUUGAGAACUCCUCAAGUAACCCAUACCUGAUCCGGCGGAUAGAAGAACUCAACAAGACGGCCAGUGGGAAUGUGGAGGCCAAGGUGGUUUGUUUCUACAGAAGGAGAGACAUCUCCCACAGCCUCAUCCAGCUCGCAGACAAACACGCAAAGGAGUUGGAAGAGGAGAAGGAGAGCCCGACAGAGACAGAGCUAACAGAAAAACAGAAACACCAGCUUCGCCACAGAGAGCUCUUCCUCUCCCGGCAGUAUGAGAGUCUACCUGCGACACACAUCAGGGGGAAGUGCAGUGUCGCAUUAUUGAAUGAAACUGAAGCCGUUCUCUCGUACCUUGACAAAGAGGAUACGUUCUUCUACUCGCUGGUGUACGACCCAACACAGAAGACCCUGCUGGCUGACAAAGGAGAGAUCAGAGUGGGACCGCGCUUUCAGGCAGACGUACCUGAAAUGUUACAAGAGGGUGAGGCAGAUGACAGGGACCAGUCCAAGCUAGAAGAGAAGCUGUGGGAUCCAGAGUGCCCACUCACCAACAAACAGAUAGACCAAUUCCUAGUGGUGGCACGGGCGGUUGGGACCUUUGCUCGAGCGUUGGACUGCAGCAGCUCAGUCAGACAGCCGAGCCUACACAUGAGUGCAGCUGCAGCCUCACGAGAUAUCACACUGUUCCAUGCGAUGGACACGCUCCAUCGUCAUAAUUACGACCUGUCCAGUGCGCUGAGUGUACUGGUCCCAGCGGGCGGCCCGGUGCUCUGCAGGGACGAGAUGGAGGAGUGGAGCGCCUCGGAAGCUGCCAUGUUUGAAGAGGCACUAGAGAAAUACGGAAAAGACUUCAACGACAUCCGACAAGACUUUCUGCCAUGGAAGUCUCUGACUAGUAUCAUAGAGUACUACUACAUGUGGAAGACCACAGACAGAUAUGUGCAACAGAAGAGACUGAAGGCAGCAGAGGCAGAGAGCAAACUGAAGCAGGUUUAUAUCCCCACAUAUAACAAGCCCAAUCCCAACCAGAUCUCAAUGACCAAUGGCAAGAUGGCGACAGUGAAUGGAGCGGGCCCUGGGGCCUACCAUGCAGCAGGCGGGGGCAGAGCCUGCGAGAGCUGCUAUACCAUGCAGUCGGCCCAGUGGUACUCAUGGGGGCCUCCGAACAUGCAGUGCCGCCUGUGCGUUUCCUGCUGGAUGUACUGGAAGAAGUAUGGAGGCCUGAAGAUGCCGAGCAGAGCAGAGGGCCCAGAGGAGAGGACUUCCCCGAGUCCAGCAACCAAUGAGCCUCGCUCGCGGGGUCACGCUCCUCGCCAGUCCAACCACAUGGUGCCGAUGCGAAACAGCGGCAGCCCCAAGUCCUCCAUGAAGACCAAGCAGGCUUUCCUGCUGCAGGCCACCCGCCUCACCAAGCUGGCCCGGCACAUGUGCCGUGACAUCAUCAGGCUGCGCCGUGCUGCGCGCCGGCCCUUUGUCCCCAUUAACUGUGGGGCCAUAAAGGCAGAGUACAUGUUAAGGGUGUCGGAAGGGCAGGGGACUCGCCUACCCAAAACCAGAGCCGCCCAAAGGAGCACUCUCACCAGUGUUCUCCAGUUUCUAGAGUCUCGUCCGGCCGCCCACGCCCCGCGCUCCCACCGCACCGCGGGCCUGCAGACGCCUCCACCUCGACGCCUCCUCUCCUCUCUCCCACACGGCCCCCACGGCAUGCUGGGAAAACGCAGCUACCAUCACCACAGCAGGGCUGAGCCGGACAGGCGCGCAGAUAACCCAGGUACAACAGGUGGACCCCUCCUGCAUAACGGCCGCAGCAGCAGCUCCGGAAACACCCGAGGCGGAGUGAUGAUCCGCAAGAGACGCCCCAACUGGAUUGAUGCUCCUGAUGACAGCUUCUUCCUUGUCACCCGGGAGACCAGGAGGGCCAGACGGAUGCUGUCCCGCUCCCAGCUGAGGCACGCUUGUCGGCAGCCAUGCGAGCAGAUCACCCUGCGCAGGGUCACCCAGGGCCCGCCACAGGGGCUCGUCCUCGCCCCUCCACACCCUCACCCCAGCCUGAGGAUGCGAGGCCCCAUCGUCAUCCAUGACUGACGGGACACCGGACCCUCUGACACCACUGCUGCAUACACACCAACAAAUUCUCGCCUCCUUUUCUCUCAUUAAAGGAACACUUCACCCACAAAAUGACCGUUUGUAUAUCAACCACUCAUCCAGUGUUGCGUUGAAUUUGCAAAGGGGACUCUGUUUUUCUUGCAUGUCUCCAUGGUGAGCAAUUGACGUACAGAGGGGCCACAUUUAACAACAGCAAAACUAUAUCAAAUCAUCUGUUUACAAACUCACAAAACUCGUGCAGCCGUAUGCUCGGUACUUCCCAAGCACAUGUAUUUUUAUUUAAACCUUACCAUUUAAAACCGAACUGGAAGUGAAACUCGAGUAUGCCCUCUUCAAGUUUACAUCACUGAGCUGCUGGUCUACCCCUGCCUCGAUCAGUUUGUCUUUGUUAUUGUGUGAGUUUGGUGACAUAAAGGGUAAGUUCAGAUUCACCAAACUCACACAAUAACACAAGCAAACUAACUGACCGAGGCAGUGUUAGUCCAGAAGCUUCAAUGUUCGGCAUGGUAAAAUUGCUGUUUGUGAAGUGAACCACCACAUCACUGCUGAUCGCUACAGAAGACAAUGAAUAUAAAGGGAAACUUUGCUUUUAUUGAACCAGCUGUGUGACAUCGCAGUGUGUGCAGAUGAACGCUGUUUGGCCGGUGCCAGCACCUGGACCUCCGCCACUAGACGGGUAGGGAUCUCUGGGUGAAUCAAACAACUUUCAUGUGAUGCCACACAGCUGGUUGAAUAUCUGCAAAGUUUCCCUGCUUCCCUUCACUGGUUCCUGUACAGCAGGGU